Molecule: messenger RNA, 996 nt
Organism: Perkinsus marinus ATCC 50983
Lineage: Eukaryota; Perkinsozoa; Perkinsida; Perkinsidae
Product: Monoglyceride lipase, putative
Exons: 11
Coding region: 1-996 (331 amino acids)
Cellular component (GO): membrane
Molecular function (GO): lipase activity
Source: RefSeq, a predicted model, not a curated record
AUGUAUUCUGCUUAUGAUAUCAAUGAUUUAGAUGAGUUGGAUUAUGGUGAGGAUAUGGGUACCAACGACUUUCAUACCAGUGUCGUGGAGAAGCUCGAGAAGUGCGAAGACUACAGAGUGGCGAGGCCAGGAGGUGAUGUUGAGCAAGAUUAUAAACAGUAUGAAAAUGCAGUUUUUGUGAAAACAGCAGCAAACGAUGACGAUUCUGCAUUGAAAAUUUGGUAUAAGGCAUAUUGUCCAGAAACCGAGGCGAAUAUUACAUGUAUUAUCGUUAUGUUUCAUCCGUAUAAAAGCAGUUCGGAAUUCCUUGUUAUCAAUCAUGCAAGGUGUCUUCGUCACUUUGAAAAAGCAGCUGUUAUAGUCUUCGACCAACCCGGCUGUGGUCGCAGUGAUAGCAUAUUCAUGCCAUCUUGGGAAAAGCAUGUGGCAGUGUGUGAAUCGUUUAUAAGAAAAGUUGUUAUCGCCCUACGAGAUAAGGUGUCCACUGAGCAGUGCCGCCCUGUCCCUGUAUAUGGUUUUGGAGAAGCACUAGGCGCUAACGUUCUCAUUAGCUCAGCUCUGAAAUCGCCGGACUUAUACAACGGUAUUAUCCUGGCCGGUCCCUUCGUGCGUGACGGGGACGCAGUGAAAGCUGGUGGAGUCGCAAAUUUCCUCGCAAAAUGCGAAGGUCCGUUGAUGCCGAAGUACCCCGGAGCUCCACUGAAAGACGGUCUCGAUGAAUCUUUUGUGGAUAGAGAUUUCGCAGAUUUUACUCGAUCGGAAAAUAAGUUGCUUUGGCGGUUGCCUUUGCGUAUGAAAACGCACAAGUCGAUAAAAGAGGGGCAAGAGGCUAUCGAAGGUCACGCAGCUGAGUUAACAACGCCAGUGCUAAUUUUGCAAGCGGAAAAUGAUAAGGUAUCUUCCGUAGACGGUUCGAGAUUACUCUAUGAUCUUUGUGGUAGCAAAGAUAAAUGCAUUAAAGUCUAUAAGGACUGUCCAGAGGCCGGAUUGAAGUAA